Molecule: messenger RNA, 2898 nt
Organism: Fomitiporia mediterranea MF3/22
Lineage: Eukaryota; Fungi; Basidiomycota; Agaricomycetes; Hymenochaetales; Hymenochaetaceae
Exons: 2
Coding region: 1-2763 (920 amino acids)
Source: RefSeq, a predicted model, not a curated record
AUGCGCAGCGAGGACCCCUCCGCAUACACCACUCCUAAUGACCCUGCCACCUGGCUGCGCGACGACCACCGCAUCAUUCUCUAUACGCUCGUCAGUCUUGCACUCGUCGUCGGUGGUCACCGCACCUGGCGCGAAUACCAUCGUUACAAGGAAAAUGCGGCCCGGCGAGCGAAGAUAGCCCGUCUUGUCGAGUCGACGCGCAAGGAGAAGGAAAGAGAGCGAAGAGUGGGACUUGGGCUUACUUUAGAUGCGGUGGACAGGGACAAUGUAAAUGUCACGUCGCCGCCACCCGCAGUGGCAGUUACCCAUGGCACUCCCGAAGCGCCUCCCGACCUUCCGCGUGCCAGCUCAAGCAAGUCCGUGGUCUCGUUAACGUCGGUACAGGACUCGAGGAGCAGCGGAGAAAGUGCCACCGCGACGAAGAGACCGAAAGACCGUCGGAAACGCGGAAGAGACGUGCACAAAGAGUUCCUCAAGCAGGAACGCAAGAAAGGCGCUACUAUUCCCACUGUCGUUGCUGGCUCUUCAACCUCGUAUGAACAUUCUCGCGGAACAGCACUCCUUCAAGUUCAGACGACGACCUCAGGGUCUGACGCCGAUGCUUCACGCUCGCGCUCGUCGUCGCGUGCACGCUCUCACUCAAUAUCCGACUAUGACGACGGUUCCACCGAGGAUACCCCGAGACCGCAGUCCAAGCACGCCGAGUCAUCUACAUCUUUGCGAUUUACUCCGCCCCCGCCGGACACUGCGACACAACGUGCACAUGACACCGACGGACGGAGUGAAUGGCCGUCCGUCUCAUGGUCGGCCCCAUUACCACCUCUUGACGUAGCCGAAGCUACGCAUGCAUCAAAUUCGAAUUUGAAUGUUAUUGAUGAAACGAAUACAGGAGCACACAUAGGAAGGGUCGAUGAUAUUAAUCCUACUACACAACGAAAGGCCCGUACGCCUACGCCGCCGCUCACCCAUAGCGGUCCUUCGAGUACUACCUCUGGGUCCAUCUCCUCGAGCUCCACUUCCGCAGGCGCGAGCUCACCUCCUUUGCACUCUCUUAAUCUCGACCUCAUCAUUGAAGACGGUGAAUCACAACCAGAGGCUGUGACGAUUUCCCAGCCCAUACCGUCCGUUCCCACCGUCAAGUCUCAGCCGCCUUGGCUCGGCUCCGAUUCACGCAUUCCAUCUCGGCACAGACCAGAUGACAGUCGGAACAAACAACACCCACAGAAAACGCUCUCAUCUAGUUCUGCGGCGUCUUUUGCUACAUCGGAUGCGAGCGCGAGCGGAAGCCCGACUGUGCCCUGGGAGAACGAGAGCGGUUAUGCAAGUGCGGCCGCGACGUUCUAUGGUGCACGGCGCCGAGGGAGCAGGAGUCCCCCGCCUCCACCACGGUUUAGAUCGUUAUCCCGGACGGCAGGUUCACCGUAUCAUCAGAAUUCUCACAACCUACCUGGGGUGAACCCGGGAUUUCUGGUAACUGGAAUGUCGCCGAGUCCCACGCCACCACCAUCAGCACCUCCGCAUGGAAAUGGACAAGGUGUAACGUCUCCGGCGUACCGGAAUACACUUGACCAGGCCAGAAGGAGAGAGGAAGCUCAGAGACGUGAAGCCGAGAGGUAUCGGCACGAAUGUGAAAUGCUAAAGUUACGGUGGAGUGAAGAUGUGGAGAGGGGACGCAGGAGAGAGGCUGAGCUGCAAGCACAACUUCAGCAAAUGACGAAUCACAUGCACGCGCUUUCUUUGACGAUGUCACAAAUGCAGAUGUAUUCUCAUCCUUACAUGACUCAUCCGCAUCCGAAUUCGCAUCCACACGCACAACAUAAUCAACAACAACAACAGCUCUCACAACAAACGCGUUCCGGCUUUGCGGUGCAUCCCCACCUCCCUCACAUGUCUACCAUGCCUCCCAUACCCUCCGUUCCCCCGGUACCUGGAUCUGGACCGUACGGCUACCCACCAUCACCGUUCAAUAGUCCGGGUCCGGCAGCUCCCACGUCAAUUCCGAGACCAGGACACGGGGCGUCACCACAUUCAUACCCUCUUGUAAAUAUUACAGCUCUUCCGCAUAUGGCACCUCGCUCUUGUUCAAUGCCGAGUUCUGUGAACGGGUCUCCGGCGAGGGAAUAUGCGUUUGGCUUUGGUGGUGGGUUCGUUUCAGGGGUGGGAGAUGCUGCGGGUGUACUUAGUGAGGGGGACCAAAGCAGAGAAGAAGGUUCGAAAGGUCAAGAGGAGAGAAACGAAGAGGAAGUAGGAGAGGAUAUUAACGAGGAGCUCGCAGAAGCUAUUUUGAAGAGACCGGGGACUAUACGAUCUGCUUCUGCUGGGUCGGCUGGGUCUCGGAGGUCGGGGUCAGGCUCGGCCGGGACGUCGCCGACUUCGUUUGGUGGACUUGGACUUGGGGUCGCCGCCCCAGGAGCUCUUGGAGGGGGUAUGAGGACUACAAGUGUUGUGGGUCGAGCGACGCGUGAUGGGUUUACGUUUGCCAGUCUGUCUGAAUUGGGGAACCCGCAGCCUAGGUCGUUCAGGGAUGAGAGAGACGAGGAGGAGUGGUUGGUAUUCGACUCAGAUCGACGGGAUGAAGGGAACGUCGACUCAGAGGGGGAACGGGAAUGGGAGGGAGGAGAGGGCGACGCGAGAGAUGACGGGGAACACCUGCAAGACGAUACAUCGUUUGGGCAUGAGCGACCUCUAUGUGAAGAUGUUCAUACGAGUGCAAGCGAAGCAACCGGGAAUGUAGACGAGGGCUCCGAGAAGGAUAAGUAUUGAGAGCGAUGAUAUUGUUGAGCGGGUGGAAGUUGAAGAGGUGAAAGGAAAGAAAACAAGACGAGACUCAAAAUGAAACACGCUAUAUCACCAUGAUUGAUCAUUAAAUUCAUUUGUUGAAUGAUAUCCUAAUAUCCC